AUGGCUUCAACUACCGGCGUCGGAAACGAAGAAACGGCACCGUUACUAGCGACAUCGCCGACUUCAUCAACUGGCAUCAUUCAUUCACAGUAUCAAUCACUAAGCCAAAUCAGCAGCAAUAAUGAAAGUGAUACUAGUAAUAUCAGCAAUACCGACCCCGAAUGGACGCUCAGCCAAAGCGCGCGAAGGCUCUAUAUAUCUCAUACCCUCUCAACAUGGAACUCACGCGUCUUCGAAUUCGGCAGCGUCUUAUAUCUUGCAUCAAUCUUCCCCGGAACCUUGAUGCCCCUUGCGAUAUACUCGAUAGUGAGAGGUGCUUCUGCGAUCACGUUGUCAUCAUGGGUCGGGAGUUACAUCGAUCGUGAAGACCGCCUUAAGACUGUGAGACUGUCAAUCGUCUCACAGCGACUUGUUGUUGCUGCCUCAUGCGCUAUAUUCUUCAUACUCAGCAGAGCCGAAAGCCCUUCAGAUGAGCUGCGGGUCGGUUUGCUUGCGGCCUUGAUCUUCAUGGCAUGUAUUGAGAAACUAGCCGCUAUCAUGAAUCUCGUGUCAGUGGAAAGAGAUUGGGUUAUUGUUGUGGCACGCUCAGAUACUACUGCACUUCGAACCAUGAACUCGCAAAUGAGGCGAAUUGACCUUGUCUAUUAUCAAGUACCCGAACUUCAGCAAUCAAAGACUACGCCCCCUAUUGUACCACAAAAUGAGGAACAACAAACUCAUCAGAAUGUAUAUGUGUCGUUCAAAAAGGCUGUGCAGAAGACGUCCAGUGACCUUCGACUUUACUUUACACAUCCUGCAUUUGCACCCUCAUUCUCGAUAGCGCUUCUCUACUGCACAGUCUUGUCUUUUGGCGGAGUUAUGGUUACAUAUUUGUUAGCAAGUGGAUACACUUCAGCUCAGAUUGCUGCAAUGAGAACGGUCUCGGUGACUCUCGAGGUUCUCGCCACAUGGAUCGGACCGUGGUUAAUGAAGAGAAUUGGUCCCGUUCGUGCCGGUCUUUGGUUCCUCAGCUGGGAACUGGGGUGUUUAGCAAUCGGUGUAUCAAUCUUCUGGCGAUAUGCUGAUAACGUUUUGGCAUCGACACUGGGACUUGUCUGUGGUUCGAUGUUGAGCCGAAUCGGACUUUGGGGGGUAGAUCUGUCUGCACAGGUCAUCAUUCAAGAGGAAGUUGAGGCAGAGAAUAGAGGAGCCUUUUCUGCUGUGGAAGCUAGUUGGCAAAAUGUGUUCGAGAUGUGCUCAUACACGUCGACCAUCAUAUUCUCGUCACCUAGUGAGUUCCACAACCCGACAGCACUGAGCGUCACAGCAGUGUUCUUUGCAUGGCUACUGUACAGCUCCUUUGUCAAGAAGCGACGAGGACAUCUCGUCCACUGGCCGACUUGCAUGUCCCCGGAAAAGCAGCAGGCAACGAUCGACGAGCUGUUCGAGUCUGGGCCGUCGAGGCGAAGAGAGGGGCUCUGA
Molecule: messenger RNA, 1461 nt
Organism: Fusarium fujikuroi IMI 58289
Lineage: Eukaryota; Fungi; Ascomycota; Sordariomycetes; Hypocreales; Nectriaceae
Product: related to ferroportin 1
Exons: 5
Coding region: 1-1461 (486 amino acids)
Biological process (GO): iron ion transmembrane transport
Cellular component (GO): membrane
Molecular function (GO): iron ion transmembrane transporter activity
Source: RefSeq, a predicted model, not a curated record